AUCCCCGACCAUGUGAUCCAGAUCGAGAAAGGGCCCAAGGGAAAGCAGAAUGAUCGACACCGCCACGCGCAGCUACACCAUACUGAAGAUGGAGACCUCAUUGACCACGGCACCGACGUCCACAGCCACCUGCUGCAGGACCACGACGCCAAGAAGGUGCCGUACAUCGUGGACACCGACGCUUGGGAAUACCACAAGGCUCAGAUUCAGGAGAUCCCCAUCUUGGACGCCAGCUCCGAGACGCAGCAGUGCACAGCCUACGCACUCGAUCCAGCUGCAGCUUGCGAUCUCGCCGAGUUGUAUGGCAGAUGGACUAUGGCAGCGGAGGCAUCUUUGCUCAGCCUGUCGGAUGAAACACCGGUCAGCGACGGGCGACUCAGAGGGCAGCCGCUGCGCUAUCGGCUUGAGCAGAUGAUACGCCAGCCCGACCCUUCGCGCAUCCAAGCGGGCACCAAUCAAAUGGAGACCAACGCUUGGAUCAGCCUCGCCAGCCAGCUUCAACCUCGCUCAAUCCCCGUGACCACCACCAUGGACGACGCAGAGGCCGACCCCUUCGAUGCGAUCAACCGGUACGACGACGGCCUCGACUAUCUGGAGCUGUUGCAGCGCGAACCUGAGGACCCAGGUUAA
This is a messenger RNA of Prorocentrum cordatum, 630 nucleotides long. The record is from the annotation of a GenBank genome assembly. Lineage: Eukaryota; Dinophyceae; Prorocentrales; Prorocentraceae.